UCUCUCUCUAGAAGUGUAGGUAUAUAUGGGGCACGCCUUAUAUAAUUCCAUGAAAAGAAAGUCUCCAUUUUGCUUCUGCAAUGGAAAGCUUAAGUUUUUAUGUUGGAGUGACAGGCAACAUUAUCUCUGUUCUACUCUAUCUUUCUCCACUAGGAACAUUUAGGAGGAUUGUGAAGCAUAGAUCAACAGAGGAGUUUGAGAGCUUUCCAUACAUUUCCACAUUGCUAAGCUCAACCCUGUGGACUUACUAUGGAAUCACAAAGCCAGGGAGUUAUCUUGUGGCCACUGUAAAUGGUUUUGGCGCUGUCGUCCAAGUUAUAUAUUUGUCAUUGUUCUUAGCAUUUGCACCUCCAAGAAUUAAGGCUAAGACUGCGAUAUUAGCCGGGAUUUUGGAUGUGGGAUUCGCGGUUGCAGCAAUUCUAGUGACUCAUUUCGCAGCGCCGGGAGAUCUGAGGAUUGAUGUGAUUGGUUUCCUGUGUGCGAGUUUAAAUAUAGUCAUGUAUGGCUCACCUCUUGCUGCCAUGAAAACAGUGGUAACGACUAAAAGCGUGGAGUACAUGCCAUUCUUUCUCUCGUUAUUCAUGUUCCUGAACGGAGGGAUUUGGACUUUCUAUGCUGUCCUUGUUCAAGACUGGUUCCUUGGAGUACCGAAUGCCGCUGGAUUUCUUUUUGGAACAAUUCAACUGGUGCUCUACGCGAUUUACAGACGAUCAAAGGGGUCCGAACAAGUCUCAAAUGAUCUAGAGGAUGCUUGGCAACAUGAGCAACUCCUUCCCUCUUCUAGUCCAAAUGUUUCAUAAUA
This is a messenger RNA of Rhododendron vialii, 802 nucleotides long. RefSeq names its product bidirectional sugar transporter SWEET17-like. Gene Ontology annotation, biological process: carbohydrate transport. The coding region runs from base 81 to 800 and encodes 239 amino acids. Lineage: Eukaryota; Viridiplantae; Streptophyta; Magnoliopsida; Ericales; Ericaceae. Gene Ontology annotation, cellular component: membrane. The record is from RefSeq and is a predicted model, not a curated record. The transcript is spliced from 6 exons. Gene Ontology annotation, molecular function: sugar transmembrane transporter activity.